Messenger RNA from Pistacia vera, 639 nucleotides. RefSeq lists its product as uncharacterized. The record is from RefSeq and is a predicted model, not a curated record. The transcript is spliced from 3 exons. NCBI's taxonomy places the organism in Eukaryota, Viridiplantae, Streptophyta, Magnoliopsida, Sapindales, Anacardiaceae. Bases 58 to 564 code for a protein of 168 amino acids.
UUAUACCUUCAAAUUACCACCAUCAACAUUCACAUCUUUCUAAUCUCAGUCGAAGGCAUGGAGAAUCCUUUACGUCUCAAGUCCUUGAAUCACAUCUCUAUUGUGUGCAGAUCAGUUGAGAAAUCUAUUGAUUUCUACCAGAAUGUUCUUGGUUUCUUUCCCAUUAGAAGGCCUAGUUUUGAUUUUGAAGGCGCAUGGCUAUUCAACUAUGGAAUUGGCAUACAUCUCCUGAAAUCUGAUGAUCCUAAUCAAAUGCCCUCCAUCAACCCGAUAAAUCCCAAGGACAACCACAUAUCCUUCCAAUGUGAGAGCAUGGCAAUAGUAGAGAGAAAACUGAAAGAGAUGAAGAUACAGUACAUGAAGGCUAGAGUAGACGAGGGCGGAAUCUCUGUGGAUCAGUUGUUUUUUCACGACCCAGAUGGUUCAAUGAUCGAGAUUUGCAACUGUGACGUCUUGCCAGUGGUUCCAUUAGCCGGAGAGGCCAUCAGAUCUUGUUCAACUCUCAAAUGCGUUUUGCAGCAACAGCAGGCAGUGAAUCGCCAAGACUUUUCUCAUUAUGCUUGAUCGAUCAUUUGGAUAUCAAAAGUGUUUGCUACUGCUAUAGAUUGACGAGAUGAAUGAAGGACAAGAUUUGGUUUA